AAUCUACUCACUUUUGAAGGUCAUCUCUCUUUUCCUCUCUAUUAGUACAAAAUUGGUUAAUAAUUGAAAAUUCACAAUUUGUUUUUUUUUCCAAUUAUAGUAACUAUAGUAAGAUUGAUCAGCAAGCAAAAUAUGGCUCAAAAGGUUGAAGCAAAAGGAGGGAAAGGAGGCAACCAAUGGGACGAUGGAUCCGAUCAUGACGCCGUGACCAAGAUUCAGGUUGCAGUAGGCGGAAUGGGAAUUCAAUACAUUCAGUUCGAUUACGUCAAGAACGGACAAACCGAACAAACUCCUCUUCGUGGUAUCAAAGGCAGUACCAUUCCAACUGAUCCGUUUGUGAUUAACCAUCCUGAGGAGCAUCUAGUUUCUAUUGAAAUUUGGUAUAAACCUGAUGGUCUUAUUCAAGGGCUUAGGUUCAUAUCCAACAAAAAGACUUCUCGUUUCAUUGGAUACGAUCGUGGUACUAGAUCAUUUCUCCAAGUUCAAGACAAGAAGAUCAUUGGCUUUCAUGGGUCUGCCGGAGACAAUCUUAAUUCUCUUGGAGCUUACUUUGCUCCGUUGACUAUCCCAUUGACUCCUGCCAAGCCGCUACCGGCACUUGGUAGUGAUGAUGGAACAGCAUGGGAUGAUGGUGCUUACGUUGGGGUUAAGAAGGUGUACGUAGGACAAGCCCAAGAUGGUAUAUCGGCUGUUAAGUUUGUAUACGACAAAAGCCCUGAGGAGGUCACAGGAGAAGAACAUGGAAAGAGUACUCUACUCGGAUUCGAAGAGUUCGUACUUGACUAUCCAAGUGAAUACAUCAUCGCAGUCGAAGGCACCUACGAUAAAAUCUUUGGGAGUGAUGGCUCAGUCAUAACUAUGCUUAGGUUCAAGACUAAUAAGCAAACGUCCCCUCCCUUUGGACUUGAAGCUGGCACUGCCUUCGAACUCAAAGAGGAAGGCCACAAAAUCGUUGGCUUCCAUGGAAGAGCCGAUGCUUUGCUCCACAAAAUUGGAGUUCAUGUCCGUCCCGUUUCCAACUGACCAUGAAGAUCUUUAUCUUUGAUUCCAUGGAGAUCUUUAUCUUUAUCUUAUAAAUUGGUCAUUUGAGGUCUCUUCAUGCCUCUGGUGACCUCUGAUAAGUGUUUUAACUUUUAAGUGUUGUAUCUUGUGUUGCCGGUUUUUCUUUGAUGUGGUUGUGUUCCAUUUUAAUUAAGGAAGUUUGUUUCAUCUCUUCUAAUUUUUAUAUCCCCAAAUGUUCCGAUAUAUAUUUCCCAUUUGCGUCUGAUACUAAUUCUCUUACUAUAAUUAAACAAAAAUCUCAAUGUACGAAUUGUACAAUU
Messenger RNA from Arabidopsis thaliana (thale cress), 1322 nucleotides. RefSeq names its product jacalin-related lectin 31 (gene JAL31). The coding region runs from base 133 to 1023 and encodes 296 amino acids. NCBI's taxonomy places the organism in Eukaryota, Viridiplantae, Streptophyta, Magnoliopsida, Brassicales, Brassicaceae. The record is from RefSeq and is marked reviewed. Gene Ontology annotation, molecular function: carbohydrate binding. The transcript is spliced from 3 exons.